GUCACGCUGCUAUUAUCUUUCUCUGCCAAAAGGAAGGGGCAUAGUGGGCCCCGCACCAUCACAAACCUCCGCGGCCCACAAUCAGACGGUCACGAUCACAUCUCACAUUUGGCGGGAAUUAUUCAAUUCCGCCAAAACCCCAUAGAGGGAAAUUCCCCAAACCCUAAUUUCCAAAUUUCAAAACACUCUCCCACCCUCUCCCCAUUUAUCUCUUCCUGUGCAUCUAUAUAAUCUCUCGGUUGCGCCCAACCUGUUCGACGAAACUCCUAGCCGAGAAGGAGGCAAAAUCGAUCAUUUGUUCGAAGAUGUAUGUGGUGAAGAGAGAUGGGCGUCAGGAGUCCGUGCACUUCGACAAGAUCACGGCGCGCCUCAAGAAGCUGAGCUACGGGCUGAGCAUCGAGCACUGCGACCCUGUGCUUGUGGCUCAGAAGGUGUGCGCUGGAGUUUACAAGGGCGUCACCACUAGCCAACUUGAUGAAUUGGCCGCUGAAACUGCUGCUGCCUUGACUGCAAAUCACCCCGAUUACGCCUCCUUGGCUGCAAGAAUUGUUGUCUCGAAUCUGCACAAGAACACUAAGAAGUCAUUUUCAGAAACGAUAAAAGAAAUGUAUAACCAUUAUAAUGAGAGAUCUAAGAUGAAGGCUCCCCUGGUUGCUGAUGAUGUAUAUGAAAUAAUUAUGAAGAAUGCUGCUAGAUUGGACAGUGAGAUUAUAUAUGACCGGGACUUUGACUAUGAUUACUUUGGUUUCAAAACCCUUGAGAGGUCCUAUCUUUUGAAGAUGCAAGGGAAGGUUGUAGAGAGACCACAGCACAUGCUGAUGAGGGUUGCUGUUGGAAUUCACAAGAAUGAUAUUGAUUCUGCUUUGAAGACCUAUCAUUUGAUGUCUCAGCGAUGGUUCACUCAUGCUUCUCCCACACUUUUUAAUGCAGGAACACCAAGGCCCCAAUUGAGUAGUUGCUUUCUCUUGUGCAUGAAAGAUGAUAGCAUUGAAGGGAUAUUUGAAACUUUGAUGGAGUGUGCUGUUAUCAGCAAAUCAGCAGGUGGAAUUGGUUUUUCUGCUCAUAACAUCCGUGCCACAGGCAGUUAUAUACGGGGAACAAAUGGGACAUCUAAUGGCAUAGUCCCAAUGCUGCGGGUGUUCAAUGAUGCUGCACGUUAUGUUGAUCAAGGUGGAGGCAAGAGGAAGGGUGCUUUUGCUGUGUACUUGGAGCCAUGGCAUGCUGAUAUAUUCGAGUUCCUAGACCUUAAAAAAAACCAUGGAAAGGAAGAAAAUCGGGCUAGAGAUCUAUUUUAUGCCCUUUGGGUACCUGAUCUCUUUAUGGAGAGAGUCCAAAGUAAUGGGCAGUGGUCCUUGUUUUGUCCUAAUGAGGCACAGGGAUUAGCUGACUGUUGGGGUGAAGAAUUUGAGAAUUUGUACAUGCAAUAUGAAAGAGAGGGUAAGGCAACGAAGGUUGUCCAGGCACAAAACCUCUGGUUUGAAAUUUUGAAAUCCCAAAUAGAAACUGGGACCCCUUACAUGCUGUUUAAGGAUACUUGCAAUAGAAAAAGUAACCAGCAGAAUUUGGGUACCAUUAAAUCUUCUAACUUGUGUACUGAAAUAAUUGAAUAUACCAGCCCAACAGAAACUGCUGUGUGCAACCUGGCAUCCAUUGCUCUACCUCGAUUUGUUAGAGAAAAGGGGGUUCCAAUGGAGUCACAUCCAUCCAAGCUUGUUGGAAGCCGGGGUUCUAAGAAUAGAUACUUUGAUUUUGACAAACUUGCUGAGGUUACUGCAAUAGUUACCUCAAAUCUUAACAAAAUAAUUGAUGUCAAUUACUACCCUGUUGAAACUGCAAGAAGGUCAAAUUUAAGACAUAGACCAAUUGGCAUAGGAGUCCAGGGUCUUGCAGAUACCUUCAUUUUGCUUGGCAUGGCAUUUGAUUCAGCAGAGGCUCAACAGCUAAACAAAGACAUAUUUGAGACUAUAUAUUAUCAUGCUCUGAAAGCUUCUUCUGAGUUAGCUGUAAAAGAAGGACUCUAUGAGACAUAUAGUGGAAGUCCUGUCAGCAAGGGAGUUCUUCAACCUGACAUGUGGGGAGUAACACCUUCAAAUCGGUGGGAUUGGGAUGCUCUAAGGGAAAUGAUAGGCAGGAAUGGAGUAAGAAAUUCGCUUCUUGUAGCACCAAUGCCCACUGCUUCAACCAGCCAGAUUCUUGGAAAUAAUGAGUGCUUUGAACCAUAUACUUCCAAUAUUUACAGUCGCAGGGUUCUAAGUGGUGAAUUUGUUGUAGUGAACAAACAUCUUCUCCAUGACUUAACUGAGAUGGGUCUUUGGUCUCCUGUAAUUAAGAACAAGAUAAUCUAUGAGAAUGGUUCAGUGCAGAAGAUCCCUGAGAUUCCUGAUGAACUGAAAGGCAUUUAUAAGACUGUUUGGGAGAUUAAGCAAAAGACUAUUGUUGACAUGGCUGCUGAUCGUGGAUGUUUCAUAGACCAAAGUCAGAGCCUGAACAUACACAUGGACCAACCCAAUUUUGGAAAGCUUACUUCCUUGCAUUUCUAUGCAUGGUCCAAGGGUCUGAAAACGGGGAUGUACUAUCUGCGGUCACGUGCUGCAGCUGAUGCAAUCAAAUUCACAGUUGAUACUUCCUUGAUCAAAGAAGAAAUCAAUGUGGAGGAUGACAAUACCAAAAUGGCACAAAUGGUAUGUUCUUUAACAAACCGUGAAGAAUGUAUGGCAUGUGGCAGUUAAAGAAGGCUGUAUGUCACCCAAAGGUGAUUGGCAUUCCUUCUGCAUGUGCAGAUGGCAAAAGAAAGUCGGGUUUGAAAAGGAUAUCUUUGGAAGGGUGAUGGUGGCUUUCGAAAGGUCUUAUAAAAUGUCUAUUGUAAAGGUUAAUCAACUUUUUGAGGUUUUGUAUAGCUUUAAAUUUGUGCUAUCCUACAAACUACUACAUAUUUAUAUUCCAUCAAAUGGUUUCACUAAUAGUAAUUUAUAUUUGCCAGUUUGGCUAAUUCUGGGUUUUUGGAUCUGAUUGAUGUCCAUUGGGUUUAUUAUUGUAAUGUAAUGACAAGCUGUUGACUUUUAUGUGCA
This is a messenger RNA of Malania oleifera, 3068 nucleotides long. Its product is annotated as ribonucleoside-diphosphate reductase large subunit. The transcript is spliced from 17 exons. Lineage: Eukaryota; Viridiplantae; Streptophyta; Magnoliopsida; Santalales; Ximeniaceae. Gene Ontology annotation, cellular component: ribonucleoside-diphosphate reductase complex. Gene Ontology annotation, molecular function: ATP binding; ribonucleoside-diphosphate reductase activity, thioredoxin disulfide as acceptor. Gene Ontology annotation, biological process: DNA replication; deoxyribonucleotide biosynthetic process. Bases 306 to 2729 code for a protein of 807 amino acids. The record is from RefSeq and is a predicted model, not a curated record.